Messenger RNA from Rubroshorea leprosula, 1056 nucleotides. NCBI's taxonomy places the organism in Eukaryota, Viridiplantae, Streptophyta, Magnoliopsida, Malvales, Dipterocarpaceae. The record is from the annotation of a GenBank genome assembly.
UUCAUCCUCUGGUCUCUAUCAUUCUCUCCCCUCCGCUGACUUUUGACGGUGCAAUCGGAGCGAGAUCUCGGUUAUACAUUGCCGGAAACUUCAUCUUGAUUCCGGCGACACAUCCUUCGAUCCAUUCUUGUCACCAUGAAUCCCGAGUAUGACUAUUUGUUCAAGCUUCUUCUUAUUGGAGAUUCUGGAGUUGGAAAAUCAUGUCUGCUUUUGAGAUUCGCUGAUGAUUCGUACAUAGAGAGUUACAUAAGCACCAUUGGAGUUGAUUUUAAAAUACGCACUGUGGAGCAAGAGGGGAAGACCAUUAAACUUCAAAUUUGGGACACAGCUGGACAAGAACGAUUUAGGACAAUCACCAGCAGCUACUACCGUGGGGCUCAUGGAAUAAUAAUAGUGUAUGACGUGACAGACCAGGAGAGCUUCAAUAACGUCAAGCAAUGGCUGAAUGAAAUUGAUCGCUAUGCAAGUGAUAAUGUCAACAAACUUCUGGUUGGAAACAAGUGUGAUCUUACUGCAAACAAAGUUGUGUCAUCUGAAACAGCCAAGGCAUUUGCUGAUGAAGUUGGCAUACCUUUUAUGGAAACCAGUGCAAAAGAUUCCACUAACGUGGAACAAGCUUUCAUGGCCAUGGCUGCUGCAAUCAAGGAGAGAAUGGCGAGCCAACCAGCCAUGAACAAUGCAACGCCUCCAACUGUACAGAUUCGAGGGCAGCCUGUUGCACAGAAAAGUGGCUGCUGCUCUUAAAACUGAUUCAUUGAAUCAUGUAUUAGGAAAGCUUGGUUUCUUAUGCAGUAUGCUUUCUCGUGGCUUGUAAGAUACACGUUUAUUCUAUCUUUUCAGUUGUGAACUGCUUACAUACCAACCUUAGUAGGGAAUCGCAUUCAUUAGAAUACACUAGUUGAUGUGAAAUUGCUGUAAAAUAUUAUAAUACUGAUUUUUAGUUGGUGUUGUCUUUCGCCAUUUUGGAUGCUCUACUACGAUGCCACUCAGCCUCUGGGUUGCCAGAUCAUGAUUUGAUAUAUGGAAAUCGUGAUUUAAUAAUUAGAGUUGCUCACU